Molecule: messenger RNA, 1980 nt
Organism: Radiomyces spectabilis
Lineage: Eukaryota; Fungi; Mucoromycota; Mucoromycetes; Mucorales; Radiomycetaceae
Product: glucose inhibited division protein A-domain-containing protein
Exons: 10
Coding region: 1-1980 (659 amino acids)
Biological process (GO): tRNA methylation; tRNA wobble uridine modification
Cellular component (GO): cytosol
Molecular function (GO): flavin adenine dinucleotide binding
Source: RefSeq, a predicted model, not a curated record
AUGUCACGGCCGAUCCCUGAUUUCGAUGUUAUUGUCAUUGGAGGAGGUCAUGCUGGCACAGAAGCAUGCACAGCAGCAGCCCGCUCAGGAGCUCGGACAUUGCUAAUCACUCAAAGCAAAGACACUAUUGGCGAAAUGUCUUGCAAUCCUUCGUUCGGUGGGGUCGGUAAAGGUGUACUCGUCAAAGAAAUUGACGCUCUCGACGGUGUAUGCGGCCGGAUAUCCGACCUUGCUGGUAUUCAAUUUAAAGUUCUCAAUCGCUCCAAAGGACCUGCAGUUUAUGGACCGAGAGCGCAGAUUGAUCGCAAACUCUACAAGAAACAUCUUCAAGAAUACCUCAAUGGAUAUCCGAAUUUAACGAUCCGAUCGGGCAGCGUAGCGGAUUUGGUCAUGGAUCAAGGAACGGAUCAACAUGAAUACGAAAAGGUGAAAAGCAAAGGAGCGCAAACAAUGAUUCACGGUGUGAGGCUAGACAAUGGACAGAUCAUUUCGGCGCCCAAUGUUGUUAUCACUACCGGCACCUUUUUGGGUGGCGAAAUUCAUUUGGGGUUGAAAGCCUGGCCUGCUGGCCGUCUGGGUGAACAGCCCUCCAUCGGUUUAUCAAAAUCACUUCGAAGUGCAGGGUUCAAGCUUGCGCGAUUAAAAACAGGCACUCCACCGCGAUUAGACGGAAGAACAAUCAAUUACGAAGGAUUAGCUAUUCAAGAAGGCGAUCAACCUCCUAUGCCGUUUUCGUAUCUGCAUAAAACAGUGCCUUAUGCUGAUCAACAAAUUCUCUGUCAUCAAACAAGGACCAAUCCUGCUGUUCAUCAGUAUAUUGAGCAACAUUUCGAUCAGAGUAUUCAUAUUCGUGAAACAGUCAAAGGGCCACGUUAUUGCCCUUCGCUCGAAAGCAAGAUUAAGCGCUUUCGCGAUAAGACCGGUCAUACCAUUUGGUUAGAACCUGAAGGAUUUGACACCCAUCUUGUCUAUCCAAACGGAAUUUCCAACACAAUGCCAGAAGACAUUCAGCGUAAUUUUUUGCGCAUGAUACCCGGUUUAGAAAAUGUCGAUAUGGUGAAACCAGCAUACGGUGUGGAGUAUGACCACGUUGACCCUCGAGAAUUAAGAUCUACGCUUGAAACCAAACGUAUUAGUGGCCUGUUUUUGGCAGGUCAAAUCAACGGUACCACUGGUUAUGAGGAGGCAGCAGCCCAGGGAAUCAUUGCCGGAAUCAAUGCUGGUCUAAGCGCUCUUGGUCGUCCGCCAUUUAUCCUUGACCGAUCUGAUGCCUAUAUUGGCGUUUUGAUUGAUGAUCUUAUCACCAAAGGGGUUGAGGAGCCCUAUCGCGUGUUCACUUCCCGCUCCGAAUACCGACUUCUUCUUCGUGCAGACAAUGCCGAUAUGCGCUUGACCCUGAAAGGCUACGAAGCUGGCGUAGUAAAGGAUGAACGAUGGGCUCAUUUUGAUCGUACUUAUGUAGCCCUACGGACUGUUAUGGAGGAUCUGGAAGGACUCAAGAUGUCUGUCAAGAAAUGGAGUAAACACGGUAUUGUGUCUGGCUCAGGGUCGGAAAUCACCAAUGAUAAUGGUGUACUGAGAAGUGCCAUGGAUCUUUUAACUUGGCCCAAUGUAAGCUUGGAUCAGUUCCGAGAGCUUGUUCCUGCGCUGGAUCAUUUGGACGAGUCUCUUAAAGAACGCAUCAUGAUUGAAGGACGAUAUAAGCCUUUCUUGAAACGACAAGCUCUGGAAGUGGCAGCAUUAAAAAGGGAUGAAAAUCUCAGACUGGAUAUCAAUCUUGAUUAUGCCAACAUGGAUCAGUUAUCGAACGAAGUCCGACAAAAAUUAGCCGUUGUUCGCCCUGAGACGCUUGGUGCUGCUAAACGUGUUGAGGGAAUGACACCAGCAGCCAUGGUGGUUCUCAUGAAGCACGUUCGUCGCAAUAAUAGACAACUUGAAGAAAGCUCCAGCAGACUGAAGUCCGCCAGUGGGAUGGCAUAA